Molecule: messenger RNA, 1500 nt
Organism: Podarcis raffonei (Aeolian wall lizard)
Lineage: Eukaryota; Metazoa; Chordata; Lepidosauria; Squamata; Lacertidae
Product: zinc finger protein 239-like
Exons: 3
Coding region: 204-1373 (389 amino acids)
Biological process (GO): regulation of transcription by RNA polymerase II
Molecular function (GO): RNA polymerase II cis-regulatory region sequence-specific DNA binding; DNA-binding transcription factor activity, RNA polymerase II-specific
Source: RefSeq, a predicted model, not a curated record
GAGAGGCAGGAAGCUGCCGUGGCAAGGGGAGUGGGGAGUGGGGCUGUUGGAAACCCCUCCAUACUCAAUGGGAGAGGACGAGUCUUGGAGAGAGGGAGGCUGGAGCGCGCAGAGGACAAAGAGGGUCUGGAUAAACGUUCAAAGAGGUGGCUGUUCAUUUCACCGAAGAGGCAUUGGGCCCUGCUGGAUCCAGACCAAAGGUCAUGGAGGCAAAUUAUGAGACACAGUCCUCUCUAGGGAAUGAUGGAUUGAGCAGUGAGAAAUAUAUGGGAAAAUGUUUGGUGUCACUGGAAAAAGCCGAGCAUGAAUCAGGAAAAAAGAUGUUUGGAAAUCAAAGAGGACCAAAAAGGGAUGAGAGAAACCACUCAGAGGAUAGGAAGAAGGAGGUCCCUGCUUCCCAAAGUGCUGUUGUCCAGGAACCCCUGUCCCAACAGGAAGAUCACAAAAGGAACAACAGGAAAACAUGCCUGGUGUGUGGGAAAGCAUUUAGACAUCAAUCAAACUUAAAUAUACAUUGCAGAAUCCACACAGGAGAGAAACCAUAUACAUGCGCCGAGUGUGGAAAGAGCUUCAUUGAGGUCAGUAGCCUUACUAAACAUCAGAGAAUCCACAGAGGGGAAAAGCCAUUUAAAUGCAAAGAGUGCGGAAAGAGCUUCAGUCAGAGCGGUAACCUGAUGUUACAUCAAAGAACACACACAGGGGAAAAGCCAUGUCAGUGUACGGAGUGUGGAAAGUGCUUCCGUAGCAGCAGCAGCCUUACUUUACAUCAGAGAAUCCACACGGGGGAGAAACCAUAUACAUGCAUCGAGUGUGGGAAAAGCUUCAGCGCUCGUAGUAGCUUUACUUCACAUCAGAGAACGCACACAGAGGAGAAGCCGUUUAAAUGUGUGGAGUGUGGGAAAAGCUUUAGUCAGAGCAGUAGCCUGACGACACAUCAGAGAACGCACACAGGGGAGAAGCCGUACAAAUGUGUCAGCUGUGGGAAGUGCUUCAACGACAGCAGUGGCCUUACUUUACAUCAAAGGACCCACACAGGGGAGAGACCCUUUAAAUGCACUGUGUGCGGGAAAAGCUUCAGUCUGAGUAGUAACCUUAGCAGACAUCAAAAAACACAUACGGGAAAGAAGCCGUAUAAAUGUAUGGAGUGUGGAAAGUGCUUUAUUGACAGCAGUGCUCUUACUUUACACCAGAGAACGCACACAGGCGAGAAACCAUUUAAAUGCACGGUGUGUGGAAAGAGCUUCAGUGCAAACAGUCGGCUUGCUAGACAUCAAAGAAUACAUACGGGAGAGAAAACAUGGUGUGGGAAAAGCUUCGGUGACAAAGCAAACCUUUCGGGACAUCAGAAAACCCACACAGGCGAAAACCUGUAAAACUGCAUGGGGUGUGGACAUUGGUAGACUUCCUAAACACUAAAACACACAGUGGCGAAGUUAUGGAAAGGUACGAAGUGUGGAAAAAGCCAUGUGAGCACCAGCCUUCUUCAACAUCUGAGAACCC